AUGGGAGCUGAGCAGGUGGGACAACUGUUCCUGAGAAGCUACCAGUUUUGUCCAAAGAAGAGCCUCACGGAGAGAAUCAAAGGUUCUUUGGUUCGUGUUAAGAAAGUUGUGUGGCUAAGGCUACGAUCUGCUACCAGACUCAGGAAGAUGGUUUUUUCCAGGUUCAGAAUCAAAUGCGGCUUCUAUUACCGGAGAAGAAGGUUUUCACCGCUUCUCAAUGGUCACAACCGCAAAAGUGACUCUUUCUCAUGUUUCUGGUAG
Gastrolobium bilobum is the source of this 261-nucleotide messenger RNA. RefSeq lists its product as uncharacterized. The record is from RefSeq and is a predicted model, not a curated record. Lineage: Eukaryota; Viridiplantae; Streptophyta; Magnoliopsida; Fabales; Fabaceae. The coding region runs from base 1 to 261 and encodes 86 amino acids. The transcript has 2 exons.